AUUCCCAAGAGGCGGCCACGGCAGGAGCAGCCGGCAUUCCGCGAGAGACGUCAACGGCUCUUUGAGACUCGCCAGCCUUUUGCCUUCGCCGCUGACCCCGCCGAUGCCGACCCCGCCGAUGGGAGCCGCUGUCAACGCCCCCCAGUCCCUCUUAUGGACCUCGCGGAAGGGCUACGACCUGCUCCGCCACCCGCAGUUAAAUAAGGGCCUAGCUUUCACACUGGAAGAGAGGCAACAGCUGAAUAUUCAGGGAUUGCUACCUCCUUGUUUUCUCACUCAAGAUGUGCAAGUGUUAAGGAUUCUUAAAAACUUUGACAGACAGACAACUGACCUGGACAGAUACAUUCUGUUAAUGGAUCUUCAGGAUCGAAAUGAAAAACUUUUCUAUAAAGUGCUGACUUCUGACAUUGGAAGAUUUAUGCCUAUUGUUUACACUCCCACCGUGGGUCUGGCAUGCCAACAAUAUGGUAUAGCAUUUCGGAGGCCAAGGGGACUUUUCAUUACGCCCCAUGACCGAGGACAUGUUGCAACAUUGCUUAAAUCAUGGCCUGCAUCUGUCAUCAAGGCUAUUGUGGUGACUGAUGGAGAACGUAUUCUUGGCCUCGGAGACCUUGGUUGUCAUGGAAUGGGCAUCCCAGUGGGUAAACUUGCACUUUACACAGCAUGUGGAGGAAUGAAGCCCCAGGAGUGUCUGCCAGUUAUGCUUGAUGUGGGAACUGACAAUGAGGUGUUACUAAAUGAUCCUUUGUAUAUUGGACUGAAACAUAAACGAAUCAGAGGCCAAGCUUAUGAUGAACUUCUAGAUGAAUUUAUGCAAGCUGUGACUAACCGAUAUGGCAGAAACUGCCUCAUUCAGUUUGAGGAUUUUGCUAAUACAAAUGCAUUCCGCCUCCUGGAGAAAUAUCGCAACAAAUACUGCACUUUCAAUGAUGACAUUCAAGGAACAGCUUCAGUGGCUCUUGCAGGUCUGCUUGCAGCUCUUCGCAUCACUGGCAACAAGCUGUCAGAUCACAAAAUACUGUUCCAGGGGGCAGGAGAGGCAGCUCUGGGGAUAGCCAAUCUUGCUGUUAUGGCUAUGGAAAAGGAAGGGACGCGGAAAGAGGAAGCCAUCAAAAAGAUAUGGAUGGUGGAUUCUAAGGGAUUAAUAGUAAAGGGCCGUGCCUCACUGACUUCUGAGAAGCAACAAUAUGCCCAUCAACAUGAGGAGAUGAAAAAUUUAGAAGAUAUUGUCAGAAAACUGAAGCCAACUGCACUUAUAGGGGUUGCUGCUGUUGGUGGAGCAUUUACAAAACAAAUUCUCAAAGACAUGGCUUCCUUCAACAAGCGGCCAAUUAUUUUUGCUCUUAGUAACCCAACCAACAAAGCAGAAUGCUCCGCUGAGGACUGCUAUAAUCUAACUGAGGGCCGUGCCAUUUUUGCAAGUGGGAGCCCUUUCGAUCCCGUCAAGCUUUCAGAUGGCCGCACAUUUUUUCCUGGACAGGGUAACAAUGUCUAUGUGUUCCCAGGAGUUGCCCUUGGAAUUGUUUCAUGUGGAAUGAGGCAUAUAAGUGAAGAGAUUUUCCACACUACUGCAGAGGUUAUAGCUCAGCAGGUUUCAAAGCAACAUUUAGAAGAAGGGCGUUUGUACCCACCUUUAACUACGAUUCAUGAUGUAUCUCUGAAAAUUGCUGUAAAAAUUGUAGAGGACGCCUACAGAAACAACACAGCCACUUUUUACCCUGAGCCAGAAGACAAGGAAGCAUUCAUCCGCUCCCAGGUUUACUCCACUGAUUAUGAAAGCUUUCUGACAGACUCCUACUCCUGGCCCAAAGAAGCAAUGAAAAUACAGAGUAUAACCUUUUAACAGAAAACUGCACUGCAAUGAUCUUGGAAACACUCACAUAUCUGCUAAUUGUAUUUCUUUCUUAAAAUUGACCAGUUCUGUCAAAACCCAGGAUGUAUUGUUUUUUAUCUUUUUUAAAGAAGCAAGAUAAGUAAUCUCAUGCUUAUUUCUCUAUAAGCUAAUUCAGCAGGCUACAAUAACAUCAAAUUAAUAUAAGGCAUGUUUGGGGCUAUUUCUUUUUAAAGGUUAAGAAUACUGCAUGGGUGGUACUAUACUUUUCAUAAACUUGGAUAUCUCUGUGACAUUUUGGGUAUUCAUUACAUGUUUGCCAUUUUCAAGCGAAGCAAUAUUACAUCCAAGUGAUAAAGCAAUACAUCAUCAUCAUUUAAAAUGUGAUUUGGCUAUUUCUUUUGACUAUUUUCAUAAAGGAGGAUAUGGAGAAAUAGGAGGGUUAAAAAGCUGAAUAAAUAUCUCAGAUUAGAAGUCC
Messenger RNA from Sphaerodactylus townsendi, 2309 nucleotides. It is a transcript of the gene ME1, whose product is annotated as malic enzyme 1. Gene Ontology annotation, molecular function: malate dehydrogenase (decarboxylating) (NAD+) activity; malate dehydrogenase (decarboxylating) (NADP+) activity; NAD binding. The transcript has 14 exons. The coding region runs from base 104 to 1843 and encodes 579 amino acids. The record is from RefSeq and is a predicted model, not a curated record. Gene Ontology annotation, biological process: pyruvate metabolic process; malate metabolic process. NCBI's taxonomy places the organism in Eukaryota, Metazoa, Chordata, Lepidosauria, Squamata, Sphaerodactylidae. Gene Ontology annotation, cellular component: mitochondrion.